This is a messenger RNA of Malaclemys terrapin pileata, 431 nucleotides long. Its product is annotated as histone H2A.J-like. The transcript has a single exon. Gene Ontology annotation, cellular component: nucleosome. The record is from RefSeq and is a predicted model, not a curated record. The coding region runs from base 9 to 398 and encodes 129 amino acids. NCBI's taxonomy places the organism in Eukaryota, Metazoa, Chordata, Testudines, Emydidae. Gene Ontology annotation, molecular function: structural constituent of chromatin; DNA binding; protein heterodimerization activity.
UCGGAAUCAUGUCUGGCCGCGGAAAGCAGGGAGGCAAAGUGCGGGCCAAGGCCAAGUCUCGCUCUUCUCGGGCUGGGCUGCAGUUCCCAGUUGGGCGUGUGCACCGCCUGCUGCGCAAGGGGAACUAUGCGGAGCGAGUGGGAGCCGGCGCUCCCGUUUACAUGGCUGCGGUGCUGGAGUACCUCACGGCGGAAAUUUUGGAACUGGCUGGCAACGCCGCCCGGGACAACAAGAAAACCCGCAUCAUCCCCCGGCACUUGCAGCUGGCCAUCCGCAACGACGAGGAGCUGAACAAACUGCUGGGCAAAGUCACUAUCGCGCAGGGGGGCGUCCUGCCCAACAUCCAGGCGGUGCUGCUGCCCAAGAAAACCGAGAGCCACAAAGCCAAGGGCAAGUGAGGCUGCUGCAUCCCCUGCGGGAGAGACGUUUCC